AAGCUUCAAUAUCUCUUCUUCUUCUUCUUCUUCUCCUCCAUUUCAACAUCGCUCUCUUAAAACUCACAUCACACAUCUGAUACCUCCUCUAACCCCAAAACAAAAACAAAAAUGGCGUCUCUCGCACCAGGCAUCCUAUUGAAGCUCCUCCAAUCCAUGAACUCCAACACUCGCCCUACCGGAGACCACAGAUCCGCCAUCCUCCAAGUCACCGGAAUCGUACCCGCCCUCGCCGGCUCCGAUCUACGCCCUAACCAAGGCUUCUACGUCCAGAUCUCCGACUCUCUCAACUCCACCUACGUCUGCCUCUCCGAGCGCGACACAGAUCUCAUCCUCACCAACCGCCUCCAGCUCGGCCAGUUCAUCUACCUCGAACGCCUCGAAUUCUCCACUCCUCUCCCACGCGCCGCCGGAAUCCGCCCCGUCGCCGGCCGUCAGCGUCAAGCCUUCGUCGGAGCUCCCGAGCCGCUGAUCGCACGCGGAUCCAAGCGAGAUUUCGUUAUCCAGCCUGUCCCCGCUUCUGACUACUCCCUCGACCCUAUCGCUGUUUACUUAAACAACAAACGACUCAACGACUAUGACGAUGAUGACGUGGCGGAGGCGGUUACGAAACAGAGGCCAGCUGUUUACUUAAACAACAAACGACUCAACGACUAUGACGAUGAUGACGUGGCAGCGGCCGUUACGAAAGAGAGGCCAGCUGUUUACUUAAACAACAAACGACUCAAUGACUAUGACGAUGACGUGGCGGCAGCGGCGGUUACGAAAGAGAGGCCAGCUGUUUACUUAAACAACAAACGACUAGAUAACUAUGACGAUGACGUGGCGGCAGUGGCGGUUACGAAAGAGAGGCCAGCGCUUGCUCCUGUGAACCAAAACCGCAAUGAGAGAACUAAGCAGACUCCGCAGAGAUUCUCCUCACCAGCGUCGGCUAAGCAGCGGCCAGUCUCAGCUGGGAAGAAGAAGAACAGCUCUGUAGAAAGAGAUCCGUCUCCGGCGGUUUCCGCAAAAUGGAGGAGAUCCGCGUCUCCGGUUCCGUCCAAAUGCGUAGUGCCGAGCCUUGCGGCGGCGCGUGAGGAGAAUAGGAAGGUUGCUAGAGAGGCAGCCAUCGUUGUGCCGUCAAGAUACAGGCAACCGUCACCUAACGGAAGGAAGGUGAUGCCAUCUCCUAGUGGAAGGAGACUAUCGAUUUCACCGGGAAGGAGGCUUUCAAGUGGUUUCAAGGAGGCUUCAGGGAAGAAGAAGAUGGCGGCAAUUGCUGCGGGAAUCUCCAAAGUCUCUGAGGCUCUUGUCGGAUCUUCAGCUAAGAAUGGUAACCGAAAGAACUGGGAUGAACCUGAUGGAAGUGUUCAAUCUGAGCACAAGGAGAAGAAGAAGACUGAUCUUCAAGGGAUUUUGCGUACUCAGGCUGCUAUGACGAGACGUCUUAGUGAUGCAAAUAGGCGAAAGAGUGAUGCUUCAGCAUGUGAAGAGAAAGCCAAGUCUUGUUCAUCUGCGAGUAGUUUAGUGGAAGAAGAAGAAGUCUCAGCUUUUGAAGGACUUGGGAUCACUUAUCAUGAUAGGAAAUGGACGGAUGGUAGUGUUCCACUGGAUAGCAUCUCAGGGGACCUCGCUAGACUUGCAAAGGAGGCUUUGCAUAGAAGAAACUUUGCUGCUAAAGCUGCGGCUCGUGCAUUGGAGGAGGCUAAUGCCAAUGAGUGCAUUAUUAGAUGUUUAAGUAAAUUCGCUGAGCUUUCUUCAGCCUCCAAACAGGAGAAUCCAUUGCGAAUCAUCAACAAGUUUUUGACAAUCUAUGGAGAUGUUACGAAAUACAGUCAGAUUGUUUCUGAAGAUAGUUUUCGGUCUUCAUCUGAUCAACGAAGUCCAGUCUCUCUUUGGGUUGAAGCUGCAUUAGCAACUAACCUCGAGGUGGUCUCACUAGUCAAAAGCCAGAACAGCCUAGAAUCACCAUCUUCAGUGAAGAAACAAACGUCUCCUCGCCUCUCUCCCGGACCUUCUACAAAGACAGAUAACAUUGUUGGGAUGUGGACAGACAAAGAUGGCAGGAAGGAGACAGCUAAAUUCGCAGUGAACGUACGAUCUGAGAUGCAAACGUGGUUCAUUGGGUUCGUGGAAGAGUCGUUAGACAACAAAAAUGCGCGGCCUUUAGACGGUAGUUCCAUAGCUGCCGUUCUGUCUCAGCUGAAACAAGUCAACGAGUGGUUGGACCGUGUCGUAUCUGACCAAGAAAACCAGAUCACAACAAUGCAUUUAACGGACAAGAUUGAACGACUGAAACGCAAAAUCUAUGGAUUCGUAAUCCACCACGUCGGUUCUACUUUUGACAACUCUGCUUCUUCUUGAUUCUUUCUUUAAUCUUUCGCUUUUGUCCUCAAGAUAACGUGAGGCUUAAAGAUCAUUGGUUCGUAGAUCAUAUGAUUUUAUCCUUAGAUUAUUUUUGCUUGAAUUGUUUUUUGUU
Raphanus sativus (radish) is the source of this 2458-nucleotide messenger RNA. RefSeq lists its product as uncharacterized. Bases 112 to 2343 code for a protein of 743 amino acids. Lineage: Eukaryota; Viridiplantae; Streptophyta; Magnoliopsida; Brassicales; Brassicaceae. The record is from RefSeq and is a predicted model, not a curated record. The transcript is spliced from 5 exons.